UGAGGACUGGUCACGGGCCCAUCAGGGUGACAGGCAUGACAUCGGCCCAGUCUCUCGUAGCCUGCCUCUGCCGCGAAGGGGACCAGCACCUGGCCCUGGGGGAGCCCCCACUGGCCACCGCCUUCUACCUGGCUGCCUUCAGCUGCCAUGCACCCUCGGCUGUGCGGAGCGUCCAAGCUGCCCUGGCAGAGGCACGGGGGGCGCCCGUGGUGGCCACCCUGGAGGCCUGGUGCCGCGGUGACAGCCAGAUCCCAGCCAUCCACUGGGAUGGCAUGGCAGUGGUGUCCCUGACAGGGACUCUGGCCUCCGCCUUCCUGGCUGCCCUCUGCCCCAGCCACCCGGCUGCAGUCCUGCACUCCCUGGCUGGCCUGCUGGCACACGGGUGCUACGGGGAGGUGUCGCAACGCUGCAGUGCCCUGCUGGAAGCUCAGUCCCAGCAAGCCCUGGAGCUGCGGCUGACGCGUGCCCUGGCCUGGGUCCUGUCCAGAGCACAGGUGGACGCCGGCGUGACUGACUACCUCCAGGCCUUUGCCUCUAGCGCUGACCGGACAGUGGCCUUUGUUCGCACCCACCAGCAGCCCUACAUCCCUGUGCUGGUCAGCGCGCUGCAGGACUACAUGUCAGGACACCAGGAGGCCAGGGACAGCUCCGGCCAGCAGACCAACUGCCGGGGACUCCUGGCAGCCCUGGACCCCAGGGACACCUGGAGCCACAGCCUGUGGCCCGAAGCCCUGCUCCGCAGUGGCAGGUACCAGGACUGCCGGGAGGCCUGCAGCCGUGCCCUUGAGCCCAAGCGGCCAGGCAGCAGACCCCAAGGCGAGCGUCUGGCUGCCCUGCUGGUCACCCGCGCGGCCGCGGCCUUCUUCCUGGACAGCGGGGCCCUGGACCUGCUUCGGGACCUGCACGAGGCCUUCCGCGAGAGCCCCUCCGGGGCGCGGAGGCAGUUCGAGGCAGUGCUCUCGCCUGGGGACCGCGAGCGCGUGCGCGCCCGGGCGCAGGAGGCCGCGGACGUGGGCUUCGACCGCUUCCGGGAGGCCGUGCGGAGCCGCGCGGAGCUCCGCGAGGACUCGGGCCGCGAGCUGCUGGCCCCGGUGGCCCGCGCGCUCCGUGUCCUGUUGCACGUGGCGCCGCCCCGGGCGCGCCCAGCACUAGGCGCCCGCCUGGCCGAGUGCCUGCUUCUGGCCGGGGACUCUGAGGGCGCCCGGGCACUGUGUAAGCACUUGCUGCGGCCCUCGCGCCCUGGGGACCGCGUGGGCGACCGUGCUGGGGACCGUGCUGGGGACCGCGCUGGGGACCGCGCCCUCCUGAUGGCUCUGCGCGGUUUCUGCGCGCUGCACGCUGGCGACGUGCGGCAUGCCCAGGAGGACUUCCAGGAGGUGGUGGAGCAGAGGCAGCCGCACCCUGGCGGCUGCGUACGCGCCCUGUGCGGCCGCGGGCUGCUCCGGGUGCUGGCAGGCAGCGCGUUCCUGGGCGCGCUGGACUAUGUCACCGCCUGCAGGCUGCGGCCCGAGGAGGCUCUGCUCGUCGCCAAGGCCUACGUGCCCUGGAACCAGCGCGGGCUGCUGCUGAUAGUGCUGCGGGAGGAGGGCCGCAGGAUGCUGCAGCGGAGGCUGGACCCGGGACCCGUGCGCGCGCCGGGCAGCCGGACCACGGCCGCAGAGAUGGACAGCCCCGCAGCGCAGGAAGGCGAUGCCCAUGGCGUGUACCAGCUGGCCACUCUUCUGAUGGAGCUGGACAGGGAAGAUGAGUCUUCACACCUCCUGGCUGCCGAUGCCCUGUACCGCCUGGGCCACCUGGAGGACGCCCACAAGGCCCUGCUGGUGGCCCUGUCCCGGAGGCCCCAGGCGACUGCCGUGCUGGUGCGGCUGGCCCUGCUGCAGCUUCACAGGGGCUUCUCCUAUGAUGCUAACAGGCUAGUGAAGAAGGUGGUCCAGUCUGGGGACACGACCUGCCUCCAGCCCACCCUGGACGUCUUCCACCAUGAGGACCGGCAGCUGCUGUGGGGCCACUGCCAUGCACGGGCCCUGGCCAUCCUGCGAGGGCGGCCAGGGGGGGCCAAGGAUGGAACCCGCACCAGGGAGGCCAUCGCCUACCUCUCUCUGGCCAUCUUUGCUGCAGGGAGUCAGGCGACCGAGUCCCUGCUUGCCCGCGCCCGCUGCUACGGGUUCCUGGGCCAGAAGAGGACGGCCAUGUUCGACCUCAACACCGUGCUGCACGCGGAGCCACAGAACGUGCGGGCGCUGUGUGGGCGGGCACUCCUACACCUGGCGCUGGACCAGCAGAAGGAGGCUGUGGAUGACCUCCUCUUUGCUCUGAAGCUCGACCCAGUGGCAGCGGCCCCUGAGAUCCGCUCUCUGAAGCCAGAGGCCCAGGCCCUCAUCACUCGGGGCCUCUCCGCCCGGGGCCGGGCCCUCCUGAGCCAGCUGCCGGACACUGGGACCCCCAUCAGCAACGAGGACACCCAGGGCCUCCUUGCCGCGGGGGAGGCGCUGAUCAAAGCCGACGCUGGGCAGCUGAGCUGGCACAUCGUCCUGGCAGACCUGCUCAUUGCAGUGGGCAGCUAUGAGGAGGCUGGCGCCCGCCUGCAAAAAGCCUUACAGCCCACCCCGACGUCAGAGGCUGCCAGAGCCCGGCGGGGCCUGCUACAGCUCAAGAAAGGAGAUGUUCGGGCCGCUGCACAAGACCUGCAGGGCCUGGCGGGGACAGACACUGAGGACCUCGGCUUCCUGCUGCAUCUUUUGGACACCUCAGAGCGACAAGGCCUCGCCCAGGCCGCAGCCCAGGAAGCCCGCACCCUCCUGAACUCGGGGCAGCCUGGGCAGGCGCUGGGCUACUGCUCGCUGGCCAUUGUGGCCAGUGACAGCAGUGCCUAUCACCUGCGUCUUCGGGCCAGCUGCCUAGCUGAGCUGGGAGAGUUUGGCCAGGCACUCAGGGACCUGGACCGCGUGCUCCAGGAGGGGGCGGCUCACAGCGACCUCUCAGUGCGGGCAGAGGACUUCUGCUCCCGGGGCCGCCUGCUGCUAAGCCUGGGGGAUGCGGCUGGAGCUGCAGGGGCUUUCACCCAGGCCCUCAAGCUGGCGCCCACCAUAGCCCAGAGCAGCCUGUGGGAGCGGCCGGGCCGGGCGCCAACCGCCCAAGUGUUCCUGUACCUCGGGCAGCACUGCCUGGAGGAGCGGCGCUGUGCAGAGGCCUGGACGGCAGUGGAGAGCGGCCUCCUGGUGGACCCCGAGCACGGCGGCCUGAAGAGGCUGAAAGCGAGACUCCGGAGGCAGGCGUCCUCAGACUGCCGGCUCCACUGACCGCACGUGAUCUAGGCUCCACCUCCAGACCGGGUGCAGGACCCCACAUCCCUUCCCGCAUUGGGGAGCAGAGGGGAGAGCAUCCCGCUUGCCUCGUAGGAGUGACCGUCUUACAACGGCCGCCCAGUGCCUAAAGCUGGGGCCCUCUGGGCUCACACCUGGGACUCUGGUGUCAGAAAAGCAGCCAAAGUCCUUGUCUCUGGCUAAGGACCUGCAGGUUGGACAGGACUGAGGCCCCUUGAAGCCCUGGAGAGGUGAUGCCAGCCCAGGAAACCCCUCCCAAGGCGUGAAGCUGUCCUUCAGUCGGGCCUGAGCCUGGCUUGGGUCUGGGCUCCUGCAGUGCCCAAUCCCCAAAGACAAAACUCCCAAGCUGGGGCCUGGCUGGCCAAGACCCAUGACUUCAUCGAGGUCUUCUGGGCCCACCACGCAGGGCCAUGAGGCAAUAUGUUCUCUCCCACCCCUGCAGGCCCCUCUGCGAAGCCAAGGGGACCCCUAGUGAGCAGAGUGGCCAGGCUUCUACUUGGCUGAUCUCGUGGCACAGCUGUCAGAAUUUAAAUGAGCCUCCUGGAUGGUGCAAGAGCCCAGCCCCUGUACCAUCGCUGUGUGUCUCAGAGCAGCCAGGCCUGGGCUGCAGUUUCCCUGUGUCUGGUGAGAUGUGCUGGACAGGCCACCUCAGGCAAAUCGCCCCAUGCCUCUUCCCACACCCCACCUGUUGGGGAGCCCCGUGGCUUGUGCUCUCCCUUCUCAGCACUUCGUUUGCAUCCCUCCCUGGCUGUCUCCCCUUCCUCUGCCUACACACACAUGCACCUGCUCCUGCCUCCACACCCCAUCUCCCACAGGGCUGGCCUGGGGCCAAGCUCAGCAGAGAAAGCUACACACGCACAACCUGGGCUGCAGGAGGGCACUGGUCAGCCUUUGCUUGGCCUCGCCCUGCUGCCCCUGCCCACCAGCCCCACCCCACUGGGUGGCACCAGGACUGAGCAGCCUUGGCUCCUGUGCUCGGAGAACCCAGGAGGGUGGAUGCACCAGCACCCGCCCCCAGCAAGGCCAGGAGUGCAGCCUGCAGGGGCGGGGCCGGGAGCUAAUGCUCUUUGCAGACCCACCCACACUCCAGGCAGCCCCUCACUGCCCAGCUGGGUGCUGAGGUCCCAGGCCCUAUGAGCCCCUACGGGGGGCACCCCUCCUUGCAGCCUGGCUGGCCCUGCCCUGCCACUACUGGGUGCCAGGGCUGCCCACAGCUGGGGCAGUGGCUGCAAGGUAGAGCUAACUGCCUACUAGCAACCUGCCAGUAAGUGUGCUCAGGGCACUGCGAGCUCUUCCCAAAAGGUUUUUGCUGCAUUAUUGCUUCCUUCCUCACCCCAUUUUGAAAGCUGGGAGGGGUCCCCCAAUAUUUGCACAAAAAAUCAAGUUAGUAGUGGGGUCUAGGAGUCACACCUGGGCCUCUGGCUCUCGGGGUGGGUUUCUCAAUAGAAAAGAGCCUGAGGGACCCUACAGGCUGGUCCUCCCGGCUCAUCAGGCACAGUCUGUCCUGGCCCUUCUGCCCCAACCUGCAGACAUCCCACAUCACUGUCCCAGGCACAGGAGGGAUGGCGCUCAACCCAGCCUCACACCGUGACACUCACAUGACAAAACUAGCAGGCCCUUGACAGCCUCCACAGCAGAAUGGAAAGGUGAUCAGACUCCUGCCUGAGGAGAGAGGUUAUCCUGCUUUCCAUAAAACUACAUUUCUGGUUACCAAGAAAAUGUCUGUGAUAUGGUAUAGACAGUAUUACCUAAUCUCAAGACAAUAAAGCUAUAAAUUAA
Manis pentadactyla (Chinese pangolin) is the source of this 5102-nucleotide messenger RNA. It is a transcript of the gene TTC34, whose product is annotated as tetratricopeptide repeat domain 34. Gene Ontology annotation, molecular function: protein binding. The record is from RefSeq and is a predicted model, not a curated record. Lineage: Eukaryota; Metazoa; Chordata; Mammalia; Pholidota; Manidae. Bases 36 to 3299 code for a protein of 1087 amino acids. The transcript is spliced from 8 exons.